CUGAUCAGUCUGGUCACUGGCAGGCAGAGUCUUCAGGACAGGACACAACUAGGUAGAGCUGGUCAGGCAGAGAGAGACUCCGGAGGGGAAAAAAAGUAGGCAAUGUUGCAGCUAGGCUUCAGUUUGUGCACUUCUAGGGAAGGCGACUGAGAUAUUAGAAGGUUUUAGGUGUUUUCUUUCCUGACUGAAAGGUUGAGGUAGCCCCCACAGCCGCAGUAUUUUUGGAUCUCUUCAGAGAGGUACACAAAAAUGUCUUCUCCAAGUCCGGGCAAGAGGCGAAUGGAUACCGACGUGGUGAAACUCAUUGAGAGCAAACAUGAAGUGACCAUCCUGAGUGGACUGAAUGAGUUUGUGGUCAAGUUUCACGGACCACCUGGAACACCAUACGAAGGGGGCGUGUGGAAGGUUCGGGUGGAUUUGCCAGAUAAAUACCCCUUCAAAUCUCCAUCAAUAGGGUUCAUGAAUAAAAUCUUUCACCCUAACAUCGAUGAAGCGUCAGGGACGGUGUGUUUAGAUGUCAUCAACCAGACGUGGACAGCCCUGUAUGACCUCACCAACAUCUUCGAGUCCUUCCUCCCUCAGCUGCUCGCCUACCCCAAUCCCAUCGAUCCUCUGAAUGGGGAUGCCGCCGCCAUGUACCUGCACCGGCCAGAAGACUACAAACACAAGAUCAAAGAGUACAUCCAGAAGUACGCCACAGAGGAGGCUCUAAAGGAGCAGGAGGAGGGCCGGGGCGACUCCUCUUCUGAGAGCUCCAUGUCAGACUUUUCGGAGGACGAGGCUCAGGAUAUGGAGUUGUAGUGAAGGGGGAGCAGCCUUCACCCCACAACAGACUGUCCUUUCCUAAAGAGCAGAAACUCAGUACUCUAUUCAUAUUUAAACAAGACUAUUUUUUACAGCAAAACAAGGAUUUUUAUUGCUACACAAGGGUUUGCAGUAUGACAACAAAAAAAAAAAAAAAGAGAAAAAGAUCUCAUAUUUUGGGGAAUUCAUCACGACCUACCUGUCUCCCUCCUCUUCAUCACACAAACCAGUUUGUUUCAGAAUGGCCUCACUAGCCGAGGGAUUUCUCACCGUUUGACAGACGCUGGACUGAACCGUGACACCGGCAGAGGAAGAAAGGGGAGCCGUCCACGCUGCCUCGCCGUCACCUUCCGCCGUUUUCUUCGACCAUGAUGAUCCAUCAUCGUUUUACACUGCCGCCAUUACAAUCUUUUUUCUUUAGAUGCACUCGUGUGUUCAGUGUACAGACCGCUCUCAAUGCAAUCCUGCAGAAGCAUUGCACACAAUCAGAUCCCAUCGGCCAUGACAAGUCACACAAAUGCCCUUGAGUGUGUGUGAGAGUGUGUGUGUGUGUGUGUGAGUAGGCGAACGCUUGGACGCCGUCCACGGAUAACCUGCAUCGCCCUGGCCUCUGAUGCUCAGCAGAAAUCAGGAGAGAGGUUUAUGAUCCUGAUCCCUUUGCUCUCCGGCAGCAGCCUCUUCCUCCACCUCCUCCCCCCUCUCCGUUUUAGGAAAGUGUUUGCCAUCCUCUGAGUAUCUUUGUGUUUCGUGGCAUGACACAGAAGUUUUUAGUUGGCGUUCGUAGAGCUGUGUUGCUGUGGGCAUGAAGACGACGCUCGUUUCUCAGGCCGGGUUCAGUGGGAAUCGCCGUUCUUUACUUUGCCUAUUGCUUUUGUUGAACUGUAAUAGGUGUCUGACUUGCGUAGGGAUAGUUAGUUUCUUUGCGGGUGGUGUGUCCUGUCAUAAUGUAUGGUUUAAUACUUCUAUAAUACACAGGUUUGAAAACCAUCUCUAAAGAUGAGGAAAUUGACUUAUUUAAUCAGCUGUCGGAUGAUUCCGUUGAAUCUAAUCCUCUUUGCACCCCUGCUCCUCUGACCUUCUUUUAUAUUUAAACUUGACUUUAUUAUAGGAACUCUUUUUUUUCUUCAGAACAACUCAACAGAAUUGAAUUUAUUUUGCUCUACUUUCCAAAAAACAAAUAACUUGGGACCAAAAUAUGACAAACGUGUACAUUUAAUUUCCCUUCAUAUAUUUAUUCGUAAAGAGUACAAAUUAUUGAAAAUCAAACUAUCUGGAUCUUUCCUUCAGAGGACAUUCGGAAAAGCUUUUUUUUCCCCCUUUUGGUUACAGUGAUAAAUGUGUUGGCAAAGCUGUGACAGUUUAUUGUUCAGCGAUGGAACAUCGGUUUGAUUUUUUUGCAAGCUGAAAGCUGUGAAAGUUGUAUCAGAAUCAGAAAAGGGCAUUUCUUCAAACAGAUUCGGAGAGGAUGAAAAUGCAAUUUAGCUUUUUCUUUUUUUUUCUAUGACAUUUAUGUUCCCAUUAUGUUACAGUUUUCAGAUGCAAACAAAAGCAAAUCGCUGUUCAGUCUCCUCAUUUUCUGGAAUCACUGUUGUGUAUUUUAGAUGCAGCACACAUAUUCAAUUUUCAAUGCCUAUAAUUUGUCUUUUUUUAAAAUCUUUUAUUCUACGCCCACAUACAGGAUACAGAUCGAGAUAUCACAUUUUUUUAAAGGCCAAAAAAGAAAAAAGAAAAAGAACCGUCAAUAAAUGUGCUUCCCUUGUAACUUGAAAAAAUAAAUAAAAAAGUAAGCAUUA
Molecule: messenger RNA, 2597 nt
Organism: Oryzias melastigma (Indian medaka)
Lineage: Eukaryota; Metazoa; Chordata; Actinopteri; Beloniformes; Adrianichthyidae
Product: ubiquitin-conjugating enzyme E2 H
Exons: 7
Coding region: 250-801 (183 amino acids)
Biological process (GO): ubiquitin-dependent protein catabolic process; protein polyubiquitination
Cellular component (GO): nucleus
Molecular function (GO): ubiquitin conjugating enzyme activity
Source: RefSeq, a predicted model, not a curated record